Molecule: messenger RNA, 1309 nt
Organism: Parasteatoda tepidariorum (common house spider)
Lineage: Eukaryota; Metazoa; Arthropoda; Arachnida; Araneae; Theridiidae
Gene: Txl
Product: Thioredoxin-like
Source: RefSeq, a predicted model, not a curated record
UAUUUUUUUUUCGUACUCGUAACUGCAACUAUUACACUGCAAAAUUUGAUUUCUGAUGAAUUGCAGACACAACAAACAAAAGUUUUGUUAUUAAAAUAUUAAUUGCGCCUUAUUACUUAUCGGCAAUCUUGUAAUUCACCUGGAUCAAGCUUUGUGAUCAUAAUGCCUACUGUAGUUCCUGAUGAUUCACGGUUCCAAGUCGAACUUACUAAUGCUGGUACUAAACUAGUUGUCGUCGAUUUCAUGGCUAGCUGGUGCGGACCUUGUCAUCGGAUUGCUCCUGCUUUUGAAGAUAUGAGUCGGCGCUAUCCUAAUAUUGUAUUUCUUAAAGUUGAUGUUGAUCAGUGUCCUGAAACAGCUUCUUCUCAAGGUGUUACUGCAAUGCCUACUUUUAUUUUUUACAGAAAUAAAAUGAAACUAAGUCAAGUUAAAGGUGCUGAUGUUUCAGCAUUAGAAGCAAAGAUUAAAGAAUUGAGUAGUGGAGAUGGAGAAGAAGGAUCAGAAUCAACUGUCCAGGGACAUAUUGAUCUUGUAAGUUUAAUUCAAAAAUCUGCCUGUGAAUGUUUGAAUGACUCAGAUGAUCAUCCUUUUGCCAACAGUAUGGCAUCUACUGGUGGAUACUUAGAAUCAGAUUGUGAUGAACAAUUGAUUAUGUCUUAUGGUUUCAAUCAAGCAGUAAAACUUCAUUCUCUGAAAAUCACAGCCCCAGAAGAUAAUGGACCUAAAACUUUAAAGUUGUUUAUUAAUCAACCAAGAACUCUAGAUUUUGAUCAAGCUGACUCCUCAGAACCUGUUCAAAUAUUAGAGUUAAAACCAGAAGAUUUAAAAGGAGAACAGCCAGUGCUUUUGAGAUAUGUGAAAUUUCAAAAUGUUCAAAACUUUCAGAUAUUUGUUAAAGAUAAUCAAAGUGGUGCAGAUACAACAAGAAUAGAUCAUUUAGCUAUAAUAGGUAGUACCAUUUCAAUGACCAACAUGAGCGAUUUCAAAAGAGUAGCUGGCAAAAAAGGAGAAAGUCACUGAUUGUGAUAUGACUUUUCAUCCGCAUAAAAUUCUAAAAUGUUACAACUAUUCCUUUUGAAAUUUACUUCUUCAUAAUCUAAAGUUGAAGAAACAUUGUUGUUAUACAACAAUUAACUCUACUGGGAAUAAUAUUCUUGAUUCACAAGUUGCUUAAUCUGCGACGUUCCAUCUAAUAGUGCUCAUUCUUUUUGCAUUUUUUUUAAAGAUUUAUUUACUAUGAACUGUUUAUGGCGUCUCAAUAGCUGUAAAUUUGUUUACUACUAAAUAAAACAAAAGCAAUGCAAUAAUA